This is a messenger RNA of Populus euphratica (Euphrates poplar), 1757 nucleotides long. RefSeq names its product squalene synthase. Gene Ontology annotation, biological process: farnesyl diphosphate metabolic process; lipid biosynthetic process. The coding region runs from base 196 to 1437 and encodes 413 amino acids. The record is from RefSeq and is a predicted model, not a curated record. Gene Ontology annotation, molecular function: squalene synthase [NAD(P)H] activity. The transcript is spliced from 14 exons. NCBI's taxonomy places the organism in Eukaryota, Viridiplantae, Streptophyta, Magnoliopsida, Malpighiales, Salicaceae. Gene Ontology annotation, cellular component: endoplasmic reticulum membrane.
AAAAAAACCAUUCCUUCCUCGCCCUCAACAUCACCGAAAAAAACUGACAUUUUCCUCUCUUCCCAGCUCCUUUUGGCACGCACAGAAAAGAGCAACAAAAAAAGAAGAAGAAAGGAUUUGUACACUCUGGGUGAGAUUUAAAGUCCUCAAAUUUGGUGAUCUCUGAUUUGGAUUUUGUUUUUGAAAAAAUCGAAAAUGGGGAGUUUGGGAGCGAUAUUAAAACACCCUGAUGAUUUAUACCCACUAUUGAAGCUGAAAAUGGCUGCUAGACAUGCUGAAAAACAGAUCCCGUCCGAACCUCACUGGGCUUUCUGUUAUUCCAUGCUUCAUCGGGUCUCUCGUAGUUUUGCUCUCGUUAUUCAACAGCUUGGCACAGAACUCCGUAACGCUGUGUGCAUUUUUUACUUGAUUCUUCGAGCCCUUGACACUGUUGAGGAUGAUACAAGCAUACCUACAGAAGUCAAAGUACCUAUUCUGAUAGCUUUUCACCGCCACAUUUAUGAUCGCAAUUGGCAUUUCUCAUGUGGCACCAAGGACUACAAGGUUCUUAUGGACCAGUUCCAUGAUGUUUCAGCUGCUUUUCUAGAGCUUGGAAAAGGUUACCAGGAGGCAAUUGAGGAUAUUACCAAAAGAAUGGGUGCAGGGAUGGCAAAAUUUAUCUGCAAGGAGGUGGAAACCAUUGAUGACUAUGAUGAAUAUUGCCACUAUGUAGCAGGACUUGUUGGACUGGGCUUGUCCAAGCUUUUCCAUGCCUCUGAAUUAGAAGAUUUGGCUUCAGAUAGCCUCUCCAAUUCAACGGGAUUGUUUCUGCAGAAAACAAACAUUAUUCGGGAUUAUCUGGAGGACAUAAAUGAGAUACCUAAGUCACGCAUGUUUUGGCCUCGCGAGAUUUGGAGUAAAUAUGUCAACAAACUUGAGGACUUAAAAUAUGAUGAGAACUCGGUCAAGGCAGUACAGUGCUUGAAUGAGAUGGUUACCAAUUCCUUGAUACAUGUGGAUGAUUGCUUGAAAUACAUGUCUGCAUUGCGGGAACCUGCUAUAUUUCGGUUUUGUGCUAUCCCUCAGGUCAUGGCUAUCGGAACCCUAGCAAUGUGCUACAACAACAUCAAUGUCUUCAGAGGUGUAGUGAAGAUGAGACGAGGUCUCACCGCUCAAGUUAUUCAUCGAACGAAAACAAUGGCCGAUGUCUAUGGAGCUUUCUUUGACUUCUCUUGUAUGCUGAAGUCCAAGGUUGACAAGAACGAUCCUAAUGCAACAAAAACAUUGAGCAGUCUGGAAGCAGUACAAAAAACUUGCAGGGAAUCCGGGGCUCUAAACAAAAGGAAAUCUUACGUACUUAGGAAUGAGCUAAAAUAUAAUUCUGUUCUGAUCGUCCUCCUCUUCAUUAUAUUGUCUGUUAUUUUUGCUUAUCUCUCUGCCAAUCGAUCAAGUUACUAGGGAUGGUAGAUUUCUUGAAUUCCCCAGUGUGCAUAUGGAUGAUGUCUGGCUACGCAAGUGCUUGCUCUGUUCCAUGGAAGCUGCUUUUCUUAUAAUUGUGUAACCUUAUAAUGGCAACAGUUUAAACUCAGUGUAUGCAGUAUUAAAAUGUUAUGACAGUUCCCAUAGCUUCCAAUCUCUUAUAGUUGUAAUUUAUAAUGCACCUGUAGUCUUUAUCAGCCAUUCAGGACUCUCGAGCGUAGAAAUAAGGUCCUCUUUGGUUGUUAUCGUAGUUCUUUUGUGGAUGGAGCAAUAAUACCAGCUUGAAGUUUUUCCGAGUU